Molecule: messenger RNA, 288 nt
Organism: Chondrus crispus (carragheen)
Lineage: Eukaryota; Rhodophyta; Florideophyceae; Gigartinales; Gigartinaceae
Exons: 1
Coding region: 1-288 (95 amino acids)
Source: RefSeq, a predicted model, not a curated record
AUGCAUGAAAUAUGCCGCGAUGGCAUCAUCGGAAUCGCUUCCAGAGUCCAUAAUAGGAAUUGCAAGCGUGGUGUACUUGCCAAGUUGAUAAUUCCCAAACAGGAGCCUACAUGUUAUGGAGAGCGGGCAAGUGACGAGCAAAAGUUGCGGCCAAUUGUGGAACGGACGCGUGCAGUAGCUUGCUUCUUUGCGCCAAAUGUAUUUCUACGACAGACUUGUAGCCUAAUUGGGUUGAACCUGAAUAUGAUAGAAGUAUCGUGUUACAGGCGCGGUGAGGUUCAUCUCUGA